AUCCAUGGAAUCCCUCUCUCUUUUUCUUCAUCCUACCGACGUCGACCACCACGUUCCCCCGCAGGUCCUCGACGCCGACCAACCUCUGGUGGUUCCCCGGGCUCCACGCUGCCCGUUCCUGGUCUGCAGCGACAGGGCGCAUGUCCCGCGCCUAAUACCCCACCCCGCUUCGCCCGUCUCUCCCGUACUCGACAUCGCCGUUCUUCUCCGCCAUGGUCGUUCUUCAAGUCCGUCCUGUGGUACAUCAAGUAGUAGUGCUACUACUACUGUUCAUCGAUCCACAGCUAGCCUAACUGAUCCGCUGGUGGGCCUCAGCCCAGAUUCUUCCCGCAGCAGUGCAUCGCCCGCGCGGCCCAGUUUUUCCCGUCGCCAACGCAGACCAAAUCCGGCCCAGGACCACGCAGCAUUUGCUUCUUCCCGGAUAGGAUCACGAAGUGGUGAUGUGAGAUACGAUGAGUUCUCCGACAAGUUCUUCUACAGCUUUCCACAGGCGAGCCCUCUCCCUUCACCUAUUUUACUCUCUCCCUCGCAUUGCUAUCCUUAUGUUGCGCUUCUUUAUCGAGUCACGUGUCCUAUUCCACUUGUUUACCAUAAUAAUCCUAUAUGUAUCAUUCCUUACCCAUAGCCGUUGAUUGAUGUUUGAGCCUUGCGAGUCGUAGGCGUGUCUAGACUCUGUUGUUAUCUCGAUCUGAUAUCGGGAUAUGUUGGGUUGUUGGGAGGUUAUCACAUGCUAUAUCAGUUGUUGGAGAUACACAUGCUUUACUUAACUGUUAACAACUAAAAUUGUAAGCAGAGGCAUCUGUGAGCCCCUUUGCGAAAGCAUCGGAACUUUGACUUGCUAAUGUCCCCUAGGACCCGAGUUCUUGUUAUCUGUUCCGAGAUUGAGCGCUCUACCCAUGCGUGGGGACGAUUAUUGGGACCCCCCCUCACCCAUUACCUUUUCUCAAGUCAGUUGAAAAGGGGGCCACAACCUUGGUUUUAUUUGGCGCAUGCAUGUUUAUAUACCGUUGCCUUCGGGUGUUUACUUCCUGUUGCCUUCGGGUGUUUAUAUUCUGUACUGUACCUUGCGGGACGUUUAGCGAAGCGUGUGGUUUGCACGCCUAGCCGCCGGCGCAAACCUCUGAGUCCGUAUCGGAGUACGGCCGGACUUCGUCACGGGUAGCUUAGUUGGGUGGCCCCCCUAGACUUUCUUGUUGAACUGGGAACGGUCUUGUUGUGAGACAUCCACCUGUCGUAAGUGGGUCGAGCAUGCGUAUGGUUACAUUUGGGCAACCCCUGCAGGGUGUACAUCUUAUCGAUAAGCCGUGUCCGCGGUUAUGGACGACUUGGAAUUGCAUAGCUUGAUCAUAGAACAACUUACACCGUUAUCUUGUUGCUAAUAACUUGCGUAGUAAUAUAGCAUUACUACAACCGUUACCUAAUAAAACUUGUCCACCGUUGAGUGCCUUUUACAUUGCCUCUUCGCAAUUGUUGAAGGGGAUAUGUGUAAUCGGCUGGGUUAUGAUUGUGUAGUAUUUUAUCUGUUACCUUGUGCGCUCUCUUAUCUUAUCUGAUUAGACGGAUGUUGUAGCGUGUCUCUAUUGGUUAUAGUUUUGCUGCCGCUAAACCUACCAUAUAGCCCCCGGCGAUAUAUAUAUUAUACUCGCCCGGCGAGCAUAGCCAUUUCUAGUCUCGCUAAGUACGUGCCGGAGCUCGUUCCUUGGUACUUACUCUCGCCUUUUUCCCCUUUCUCUUUUGCUUCCUCCCUCUUGUCGGCAACCGAUGGCCCGACUUUGACAGGUACAAGAAGACGACGUUAGCAAGGUUACCCUUCCGGCUUGGCCUGGGCAGGGUUAUGGACGCCACUGGUUAUCUUCAGGACUCUUAGUCCAAUUUGUAUCUUGUCCGUACUCGGACAUAUUCGCUCUUCUGUAUGAGUUGGAUCUUUGUAUUGAAUAUUUGUAUCUUGACUCGUUGGAGUCGUUGUUGUAAUAUAUGUAUCUUGUGGGCUCUAUUGUAAUCCUGUUGUAAUGUUA
Molecule: messenger RNA, 2015 nt
Organism: Lolium perenne
Lineage: Eukaryota; Viridiplantae; Streptophyta; Magnoliopsida; Poales; Poaceae
Source: RefSeq, a predicted model, not a curated record